AUCAUCUGUUUUAGACGAUAAAAACAACACGUAGCCCAAAAUAAAAAAAUUGCAAGCAAGUUUUGAUUGUUUUUGCUUUGGAAUAUGAAACACAGCAAUUAGACAAAAAACUACCGAUUAGACAAGAUGAAGGUAGUCCACCUGCUAAUUUGCCUUGUAGCAGCUAUCAUUGAUGUGGCGGUUGUGGCACACGAAGCCAAAGAUUUUGAUGAUUCCAUUUUGUACAAAAUUGAAUUUGCAGUGCCCGAACUGUUGGGAUCGGGUGAACCGGAUCUGAGCAAUCAGCUUAGAACAUUCUAUACGCAGGAUAAGGAGAAAUAUGAAUGUUUGAUACCCACUCUAGAGAAACCCAAAGAGGAGGAAAAAUCGGAUAAGCCAGAGCUGUCUCCCAUUACCUUGUUGCAGCCAAUAUUCUCGGCUCCAACAUGCUCGUAUCGCAUUGAAGCCUAUUGGUCCUAUGAAAUCUGCCAUGGUCAUCAUGUGCGGCAGUAUCACGAGGAGCGGGAGGGCAAAAAUGUUAAGUUCCAGGAAUAUUAUCUGGGCAAAUGGAAUGAGGAGAAAACGGAAUUACUAACUAAAUCCUGGGAUGCUGAGCGUCAGAGCGGAGCCAAACCCAAAUAUAAGACCUUAAGAAUUGAUAAUACACGAUAUCCAUAUUUCGAAAUGGAAUUCACCGAUGGCACAAUGUGCGACAUAAUUGAUGCUCCGCGUACGACAAUGGUGCGUUAUGUGUGCUAUCCGCACGGCAAGGAUGAUAUUUAUUCGUUUAAGGAGACAUCAUCCUGUAACUAUGAGGCUAUUAUUUUGACCUCAUCUUUGUGUGCGAUACCGGGUUUUCAUGCAGAGGAAACGAAAGAGUUGUCCAUCAAGUGUUUCAAUUCGGAUUCGGAGCCACAUAAACCAUUGGGCAUGUUGCGCUGGGAACUAAGCGAGUGGGCCGAGAGCGAAAACGAUUUGCUCUUCUCGAAAGAGAAAGAUUCGGCAAAGGCACCGGCCAAAUUGUGGCCCAAGGCAGAUGGUGAUAUGGUUACGUUUAAGUAUAGUGGAGAUGUGGAUAAAAUAAUUAUGGAGCUAAUGGCCAAUGGUGAUAUCGAGGUCGACAAUGACUAUCAACAGCAUCUUUUAUCCCGAGCUAUGGCCGCAGCAAGUUCUGGAACUGGACCUACGGCAACAAAUGAUCUGACACCCAUUAGAGACUUUAUCUCGGGCAAGAAUUGUCUUACAGGUGGAAACGGCUGGUGGAAAUAUGAAUUUUGCUAUGGUCGUCACGUACGUCAGUUCCACAAGGAUAAAAACAGCGAGGUAGAGCUAUUUCUCGGCUACUUCUCUGAGGAAUCGCAUCGACAGUGGGUUAAUUUAAAUCCCGACAAGGGUAGUCGGCGUCCAGCAUUUACCUCCUCCAUUUGGCAUCAUUAUGAGAAGGGCACACAUUGCGAUCGGACAAAUGCGCCUCGUGAGGUGGAUGUCAAACUUACCUGUAUUCCGGUUACCACAAGCGGCACUGCUGUAUCCAUGUAUUUGUUGGAGCCCAAGACGUGUCAAUAUAUUUUGGUUGUGGAAUCCCCAAUUAUAUGCGAUCUCAUGCAAUAUGCCGAUGUCUAUGGCCUAGUUAAACCAGAAAGUUUACAGAAAGUUAUAGCCGGUGAUAAGGAGACCUCAUCUUCGUCUCCAUCGUCCCCGGCCGUUGCACCAGAAUCACCUGCCACACCCGAAAAUGUCCCAGAGCAAAUCCGUGCUUAGACUCAAGUGUGUGUUAAAAACUAAUUAUAGUCAAUGAUUAAUUAAAAUUAAAUAUCUAUACACAUAUGUAUGUGUGAUUAAUUAAAAUUAAAUAUCUAUACACAUAUGUAUGUGUAACUAUGUAUAUUUAAUGUAAAUUAAUUCAAAUACUUUAAAAUUAAACUGAAGACUUUUUAA
Messenger RNA from Drosophila willistoni, 1917 nucleotides. Its product is annotated as endoplasmic reticulum lectin 1. The coding region runs from base 127 to 1740 and encodes 537 amino acids. Gene Ontology annotation, biological process: retrograde protein transport, ER to cytosol; endoplasmic reticulum unfolded protein response. The record is from RefSeq and is a predicted model, not a curated record. NCBI's taxonomy places the organism in Eukaryota, Metazoa, Arthropoda, Insecta, Diptera, Drosophilidae. Gene Ontology annotation, cellular component: endoplasmic reticulum lumen. The transcript has 4 exons.